This is a messenger RNA of Gaeumannomyces tritici R3-111a-1, 1439 nucleotides long. RefSeq lists its product as hypothetical. The record is from RefSeq and is a predicted model, not a curated record. Gene Ontology annotation, biological process: protein lipoylation. The transcript has 2 exons. Gene Ontology annotation, cellular component: mitochondrion. The coding region runs from base 54 to 1193 and encodes 379 amino acids. NCBI's taxonomy places the organism in Eukaryota, Fungi, Ascomycota, Sordariomycetes, Magnaporthales, Magnaporthaceae.
AUGGAAUCCAAUUCAACCUGCUCUUGAUAACUCCACCACUUUCCAACACCACCAUGACACGUACCAGAACGCUGCAGCCAUACCUGCGGCACAUUCACCUCCCGUCCGACGCAGCAUCGGCAACAUUCCCAACCUACUGCGUCGCCGCCGCCAUCCAGGCCCGCCUGCAACGCGCCCAGCUCGACUUCAAGGCCGCCCCGUCCUCGCCCGACUCGUCUCCGCCCCCGCCCACCCUCGUGACCUUUACGCCCACCCCCACCUACACCCUCGGCCGCCGACAACACUCGUCCUCGCACGGCAAACCCACAUCACCACCAUCGCUACCAACCCCUUCUUCACGCUUCCUCAUCCUCCCGUCCGAGCUGCAAGCCCUGGCCAGGCCGCUGCACCUGCAACAUGCCACCCCAUCCCCACCGCCCUCUUACGACGACCCCGUCGUCCUCCGCACCGAGCGCGGCGGCCUGACGACGUACCACGGGCCGGGGCAGCUGGUCAUGUGGCCCGUCAUCGACCUCAAGGGCGGCGGCAGCGGCAACCUCCCCUCCCCCACCACCACCACCAUAAAGCACACCGGCAGCCGCCGCCACCGCCCCUUCGGCGUCCGCCAGUACGCCGAGCUGCUGCAGGACGUGACGGCCGUCGUGCUCGCCCGCCUCUGGGGCCUGGCCGGCACCACGACGUGUGACCCGGGCGUCUGGGUCGCCGGCCGCAAGGUGGCCGCCAUGGGCGUGCACCUGCGCCGCCACGUGACGGGGCUGGGCGUCGCCCUCAACCUGUCGACGCCCGUCACGUCUCCCGGGGACGGCGGCGGCGGCUCGCCGGUGGCAGCAACCGAUGCCGAGCUCCUCGCCAGCAACCCGUGGCUGCGCUUCGUGCCCUGCGGCCUCGAGGGCAAGCACGUCACGUCGGUCGCCGAGGAGCUGCGGCUCGGUGGCAGGAGUGGCUGCGGGCCGGACCCGCUGGACCCGGCAGACGCCGGUCGCGCCGUCGCCACCGCCUGGGCCGACGAGUUCGCCGCCCGCAUCAUCGGCGGCAGCAGCACGGUCGACGCCGAUGCCGGGCCGGCCGUGCAGACCGUGGGUGACGACGAGGUGCAGCAGCUGGUGGCCGACGUGGCCGACGAGGCGAGGUUGAUAGAGGAGGAGUCGAGGCUGUGGCCGGCCAGGCCGGACCUGGAUUCCGCGCGCACUUGAGAAAGAGGCAUUUUGCAAGGCCAAGGAGAAUGAAUGUGUCCAAUUGCUCGCUACCGAAACCACAGGGUCCCACACAAUGCCGCUCUUGAUGAUCAUCAUACCGUGCUUGGUAAUGGGAUGAAUACAACGCGCACCAUGAGUUGCAGACCGAAAAUGCGCAUUCCCGUAAAAUAAUAUGACGCAGGCCAAACGCAACCGAAGCGACUCAGACAAUAAAAAUAUGCAAAAAAAAAAAAAAAAAUGGCA